Caenorhabditis angaria is the source of this 851-nucleotide messenger RNA. Lineage: Eukaryota; Metazoa; Nematoda; Chromadorea; Rhabditida; Rhabditidae. The record is from the annotation of a GenBank genome assembly.
AUGGUUCUCUUCGACCAAGCUACCUAUGACAAGCUCUACAAAGAAGUGAGUUUUUUGUUGAACAAAAUGCAUUCAAAAAGUUUAAAAUACGAGAUUGUAUAACAUAGGUUCACUCAAACGAUCCGAGUUUUGUUAAUUUUUUUAAAGCCGACUGAUUUUAACUUCUAAAAAGUUUUAAAAAUUAUCGAUCAUGCUUAGUAUAAGAAAUCUGUAACACGAAUAUCGUUCAGGUUUUCUUGCAUUCCCAGAUAUAGAGAUUUAGAAUUUUUCAUUGUUUGGAACACUUAUUUUUAUUUCUUUCAAAAUUAAACAGAAAGUUGUUAUUCAGUAAUCUCAAUUUUCUGAUUAAAAAUGACAAUUAAUUGACCUAAAACUUCCUAAUUGAUUGUGGAACGCGUUCUUCUAGUGAAAUUCGUUUCAGUAUAAUGUUUUCCUUCACUUUUCUAAAUCAAUAAAUACGCAAACAUCUGGCAAAUCUGUUUGUUUCCCCACACAACAUUAUUGAUUUUUUGAGAGAAAACAUUUUAUUAUACAUGAAUUUUCGGGCGUUUUCUUUAUUUAUUGGGCGUGUUUACAAGUGGCUUUAGAUUUUUAUAACUAUACAAAUAAUAAAUUUCCAUUCCUCAAGCUAACAUGUUUCAUACGAAUCUUAUUUUAUUAUUUUCCAGGUCAUCACCUACAAGCUUAUCACUCCAUCCGUCAUCUCCGAAAGACUGAAGGUCAGAGCCUCUUUGGCCAACGCCGGACUCAAGGAAUUGGAAGCUAAGGGACUCGUCAAAUGCAUCGUUCGUCAUCACGGACAAGUCGUUUACACCAGAGCCACCCGGGAAGCCGACGUCAUCGUUGAAUAA